This is a messenger RNA of Dipodomys spectabilis (banner-tailed kangaroo rat), 1180 nucleotides long. It is a transcript of the gene Qng1, whose product is annotated as chromosome unknown C9orf64 homolog. The record is from RefSeq and is a predicted model, not a curated record. NCBI's taxonomy places the organism in Eukaryota, Metazoa, Chordata, Mammalia, Rodentia, Heteromyidae. The transcript has 4 exons. Bases 109 to 1173 code for a protein of 354 amino acids.
UUCAGCCGGAGGGUUCCUGCAGCUGACGCGCUCUGGGUUCUCUGGAAGGGAGGGCGGGGAGCCUGGACCUUGCCGGCUCUAGAGGGGGAAGAGACUUGGGCAAAGUCUAUGGAGUGUCACUUCCGCGGAGGAAUGGAGUGGGGCGGAAUGGAAGGGAUCCUAACACCCAGGGAAUCGGCUCGAUUCAUUGCAGAAAACAGUCGAGAUGUGUGCGUCGACAGCGGGGGGGUGCGACGCGUGGCCGAGUUGCUGCUGGCCCGCGCCGCGGGGCCGGAGUUGCGGGUGGAUGGGUGGAAGGCCCUGCACGAGUUGAAUCCUAGGGCGGCCGACGAGGCCGCUGUCAACUGGGUGUUCGUAGUAGACACGCUCAACUUCUCCUUUUGGGCGGAGCAGGAGGAGCACAAGUGCCUGGUAAGGUAUGGAGGCAAAACCUACAGCGGGUAUUGGUCCCUGUGCGCCGCAGUUUACCGAGCCCUGGACGAAGGCAUUCCAAUAACAAGCGCCUCCUACUAUGCCACAGUGACUCUUGAUCAGGUUUGGAAUAUAUUCCGUUCGGAUUCAGACGUUCCCAUGCCUUUAAUAGAAGAGAGGCAUCGGAUUCUCAAUGAAACUGGAAAAAUUCUGCUAGAGAAGUUUGGAGGCUCUUUUCUUAAUUGUGUCAGAAAAAGUGAAAAAAGUGCCCAGAAGUUAAUGCACCUGGUUGUUGAAAGUUUUCCUUCUUAUAGAGAUGUAACUCAAUAUAAGGGGAAAAGAAUUUCUUUUUACAAACGAGCCCAGAUUCUUGUGGCAGAUACGUGGAGUGUAUUAGAAGGAAAAGGAGAUGGCUGCUUUGAGGAUAUCUCUAGUAUCACCAUGUUUGCUGAUUAUAGAUUACCUCAAAUUCUUGUUUACCUUGGUGCCCUAAAAUACUCUGAUAAACUACUGAAGAAGCUUCUGGAUGGAGUAAUGCUUUCAUAUGGGGAUAAGCAAGAGGUGGAAAUCAGAGGGUGUACAGUUUGGUGUGUUGAGCUGAUCCGGGAUUGUCUUCUAGAGCUUAUUGAAAAAAGUGGUGAAAAACCCAAUGGAGAAAUCAAUUCCAUUCUUUUGGAUUAUUACUUAUGGGACUAUGCUCGUGAUCAUAGGGAAGAUAUGAAAGGAAUUCCAUUUCAUCGCACACGUUGCAUAUAUUACUGACUCCAAG